AUGUCGGGCAAACUGAUCAUGAAGCGCAAGCGAGCCAGUCAGGAGGAGCAGCAGCAUCAGCAGCAGGCACAGGAGCAACGUGUCCAGCCGCAGGAGCAGCAGCCGGAGCAGCAACCGAAUGAUGCAGUUCCGGAGAAGCGCCAUCGUCCUCUUACACCACCAGCAGAAGAGCCAUCCCCGCCAGAUGCCCCCAAUCGAAUCCUCCUGGAAGCGCUGCAAAAGAUAAUGGAGCUGCAGGCGGAACUGGAUGCCUUUGAGCAGGAUCUGGAUGAUCGAGAUGGCUAUGCGGCUGCCGGAGCUGGGGCUGAGGACGCCGAGGAAAGUGAAGAGGAUGCCGAGGUGGCUGCCCAGUUUGCGCCACCGACGCCAGCCCAAAGGACACAGGCGGAGGCACUGGGCUUCGCCAUGUGCGCCAGGGAAACGCUGCUGUUCCUCCAGAGUGAGGGAGUACCCACGGAGUCGCCGCUCUACCAGACUCUGCUCGGGAAAUUGGUUGGUCAAAGCGAUGGACUGCUGCACGCCUAA
Drosophila teissieri is the source of this 525-nucleotide messenger RNA. RefSeq names its product RNA polymerase II degradation factor 1. The coding region runs from base 1 to 525 and encodes 174 amino acids. The record is from RefSeq and is a predicted model, not a curated record. The transcript has a single exon. NCBI's taxonomy places the organism in Eukaryota, Metazoa, Arthropoda, Insecta, Diptera, Drosophilidae.